Messenger RNA from Exophiala oligosperma, 4565 nucleotides. RefSeq lists its product as uncharacterized. Gene Ontology annotation, biological process: endocytosis; endosomal transport. Bases 100 to 4464 code for a protein of 1454 amino acids. Gene Ontology annotation, molecular function: calcium ion binding; actin binding. Gene Ontology annotation, cellular component: cytoplasm; plasma membrane. The record is from RefSeq and is a predicted model, not a curated record. The transcript has 3 exons. NCBI's taxonomy places the organism in Eukaryota, Fungi, Ascomycota, Eurotiomycetes, Chaetothyriales, Herpotrichiellaceae.
CGCAGUCGUCGUCGCCAAACCCCGAUUACCAUCAUCUCACUCGUUUCUUCUUCGUUUUGUUCGUCUUUCAUCUGCCAGUUUGUUUUGUUCUUAAGCAUCAUGUAUUCAUCCUCCAACUCGUUCCUGGGCGGUUCAAAUAGUGCCCGCCCUGGCGCUGGCUUUGGACAGCAACAGUCGUUUGGCUCCUUCAAUCAAGCUCCUCAACAGCCGUCGCCUUUCGCUCCCCAGCCCACCGGCUACCCUGGCCAACUGCAGUCACAGCAGACCGGCUUUCCAGGGCUAGGGCAGCAGCAGAGCUUUCAAGCUCCGACACAGCAACCGCAGUACACAGGUUAUCCUGGACAGAACCAAGGCCAGCAACCUCAAUUCCCGCAAGCGCCGCCGCAGCCUCCUCCUUUCCAGCAGCAGCCCUCGUUCCAAAAUGCUCCUGUACCUCAACAGCAGCAGCAACAACAACCUCAUCCGCCAGCUCCGAUCCGUCCCCAGCAGACUUCUACCCAGAUUGCACAGUCCUUCAACCCGGGACCUUCGAGUGCAGCUCCAUCAAACAGGGGUGCGAGCAAGAGUUCGAGCAGGAUUCCAAACAUAAGGCUGUCGUUCAUCACUGCUACGGAUCAGGCGAAAUUUGAGCAGCUAUUUAAAUCAGCUGUUGGCGACGAUCAGGCAUUGAGCGGAGAAAAGGCCAGGGAUUUACUUCUGAGAUCUAAACUGCCAGGAAGUGCACUGUCACAGAUAUGGAUAUUGUCGGAUACGACAAAAUCAGGGCAGCUGUUGUUCCCAGAAUUUGCCCUGGCGAUGUAUUUGUGCAAUCUCAAAUUGACAGGCAAAGACUUGCCUUCUGCGCUGCCCGAGAAGAUGAUGAACGAGGUGUCCAGCAUGGUGGAUAUCAUCUCCUUUGGCGUUCCUGAUGAUAAGCCCCUGCCUCCGCCUCGUCAGAAUGUACCAGACUUCGAUGCUCCCAUCAGGCAGAAUGCAAUGUCUCCACCUGCUCCUCAAGCUCCACGACCACAACAGGCGUCUAACCAGCAACUGUUGUCGCAGCUUACUUCUCAGCCAACUGGUUUCUACAAUCAGGCGACAGGCUUUCAACCUGGGCUUCAAGCGCAACCCACUGGUUUCCCAGGCCAGCAGCCAGGUCUUCAACCCCAGGCCUCCGGAUUCCCAGGAGCAACUGGAUACACUGGCCCACGACCACCCAUGCCACCCAUGCCGACGGGGUUUGCAAACAAUAUGUCGCCUCAGCAAACAGGUCCUUUGCAAGCUCAACCCACUGGCUUGCCAGGCCAAUGGGGCUUUGUGAAUGCGCCAGCUACGGGACUUCCGAACAUUGAAGCUUUGCGCCAACAGUUGAUGCCUCAAACUGGCCGUGAGGGUGGGUUUACCACGCAAGGGUUGGCAGGCUCGGCUAAAAUUCCUUGGGCUGUCACGAAGGACGAGAAGCGCAUAUAUGAUGAUCUUUUCCGUGCUUGGGACGGUUUGGGUAGAGGCUACAUUUCAGGAGAUGUUGCUAUUGAAAUCAUGGGCCAAAGCGGUCUCGAAAGAGGGGACUUGGAAAGCAUUUGGACCUUGUCUGACCCCAACAACAAAGGCAGGCUUAAUAUGGACGAAUUUGCAGUGGCAAUGCACUUGAUAUACCGCAAGUUGAAUGGAUAUCCUGUCCCCAACCGGCUCCCACCAGAAUUGGUUCCGCCUUCAACGAGGAACUUCAAUAAUUCCAUCGACACCGUCAAGUCUCUGCUCUCGCAGGAUGCUGAAACCAGGAAACAAACAGGUGCAUUCUUGCAGCCGCAGAAGACAGGGGUCAGUUAUCUAAAAAAUCACUCUUUCCGUGCGGGAUCAGCAUCUCCAAGUUUCGGACGGAAAGAUGCAACUGUGUUCCGCAACAAUGAUGAUGAUAUCGGAUAUCGUUCCAGUGCGAGACGCCGCCUUGGCGCGGGUGGCAGGACUCCCUCACCUGCUCAGUCCUCUGAUGUCUCUGAGAGCGCCUACGACGAUCUGACACCAGAUCAGAUCAGGAAGAAGAUUCGAGAGAAGAAGAUUCUUUUAGACGCGACAGACUUUCAAGAUGAACGUCAGGCCGAUGAUGAUGAUGUCCUGGACCGCCGGGAUAGAAGAGAGGCCGAGGAGCUUUUCAAGCAGAUUCGCCGUAUUCAGGAUGAUAUCGAUACCCACCCGAAUUCUGGAUUUGGUGGUUCAGACACUGGUGCUGAAAGAAGAUCUAUGCGGAGAGAACUACAGAGAUAUCAGGAUCGCCUCCCAGCACUUGCUUCAGAUGUUCGAAAGAUCGAGAAGAGUAUCGCAGAGGCGAGGUUACAGUUGUUCCGUCUGAAGGAUGCCAAGGCUCACCCAAAUAGCACCUCCACAAUCGUCGGCACAGGCCCUGGUGGUACAGUCACUGAGGCUGAUCGUAUCAAAGCCAGAGCAAGAGCCCGUAUGCAGGCUCGAGCAGCAGAGCUAGCAGGACGACCUGCUCCAGCUACAGAUGAUGAAAGCGGCGCCCAGAGACGCUUGGAACAAGAAACCUCAAAAGUCAAAUCCGAGCAAGAACGACAUGAAACUAUGACCCGUGAUGUUGAAGACAGCGUCAAAGACUUUGUUUCCAGCCUAGAGGAUGGUCUUCGCGUUGAGGGUGAGAAUACUACCCAGGAACAUGAACGGAGACGAUGGGAAGAAGCUUUGGGUGUGGAGGACGAAGUCAAAGAACUCAUCUAUGACUUGCAAAGGAGUAGCAGGACAGCCAAAGUCCGCAAGGAAGAGCAAACACGCCCUGCUCCUCGAGCUUCUACGGAGUAUGGACGUGACGAACCGAGACACACCAAUGGUGAUCUGCCAAGUCGUCCCGCUCCUUCAACCACCACUUCAUCUUCGUCUUUGACUGCUGGCACGUCACCUCAAGACCGUGUGGCUGCAGCCAAAGAGAAAGCUUUGAAGCGUAUUCAGGAACGCAUGGCUGCAGCAGGUAUCAAGCCCGCUGGGGAGUCUGGAGAGACACUACAACAACGCCAAGAGCGCGAGAAACAGGAACGAGCAGAGCGUAUACGCAAAGCAGAAGCAGAAGAUGCUAAACGUGAACAAGAGAGGCAGCAAAGACUGGCAAACGAGGGUGUCGUACCACCUCCCAGUCCUAAAUCUGCGAAGAAGCCUCCUCCACCACCGACUCGAAAGCAGCGCCAGGAGAGCUACGAUCUCUCGGACCGAAAAGCCCAAGAGGCAGCAGCGAAAGCUAGGGCCGAGGAAGAAGCAGCCGCCCAGAUCAGGGCAGAACAAGAGGCACAGGGGCGAGAGCGCAAGAAAUUAGAGGCGCAAGCCAAAGAACAGGAAAACGACUUGGAAAAGGAACGUCAAGCUGCUCAAGACCGUUUGCGUGCCUUGGAGGAGCAAGUCAAAGCCGGCAAGAUCAAGAAGCAAGAAGAGAAAGCACGUAAAAAGGCAGCCGAGAAAGAAGCCAAAGAGAAAGAGGUGAAGCUUGCUGCGCAGCGAGCUGAACUUGAAGCCGCUAGAGAGAGGGAACGACAGCUUCAAUUGCAGCUCGAGAAUCUGGGUGACUCUUCUUCCGAUGACGACGACGAGCCGGAGCAGAUCACGCCACAGGAGAGCACCCCGGCGACGAGUCAAGUACUUACAAGCUCGAUCUCAUCACCUCCGCCUGUGGCAGCUCCUCCACCGGCGCCGUCGACGAGCAGUGGCUAUGAUGCCACUCCUCUUUCCAGCCCUCCAGCGGAAGAGUCUAGAAAUCCUUAUUUCAGGAAACUCUCCCAGCGAUCAGAAGAUGCAAGACCUGCCUUCUCACCACCAGCUGUCCCCCAGAGCCAGCAGUUCUCGCCCCCGUCUGCCGCGCCGCCUCCAGCUCCCGCCACAGACCUUCCAUCUACCAAUCCCUUCCACCGGAUUGCUCAACAAGAGGCUGUCAAGCCAUUGACGCCUACAUUUACUGGUGCUCAAUCAAGGCGUCGUCCAGAAGAGGACGAAUGGUCAGCCGCUGGAUCUGACAAGGAUGAUGACAGCGACAACGAAGAUGAUCCACCAGCCGCUGGGUCAGCCAAACAUCUUGCAUCCAUUUUGUUUGGCACGAUGGCACCACCACGGCCACUUUCAGCUAUGGACAGCAAAGACAGCAAACCUGAUACACCUGUCCAGGAGCCUCCACCUGUUCCAGGUGCCUUUGAUGCUCCUCCCCCUCCUCCUCCUCCACCAAUGCCAGAUAGUGGUGCACCGUCAGCACCUCCUCCACCACCACCAAUGCCUAGCUCUGGGGCACCAAGUGCUCCUCCUCCGCCUCCUCCGAUCCCCAGCGCUGGCGCACCUGACAGUGCACCUCCACCGCCACCAAUGCCUGCGCCGUCCCGCGCCGGAACUGGAGAUAUCGGAGCUCUUCUAGGCGAGAUUCAAAAGGGAAAAGGACUGAAGCAUACCGAAACCAAGGACCGAAGUGCCAGUUCUGUGGCUGGAAGGGUACUGGGUUAGGCAUGGGAAGACAGGAUUAUGAGCAAGCAUGGUGCGUGGAGUGGUGAUGUAGAAAUGUUUGAUAGGAUUUGGUAAACAAUUUUCCUUUGUCCUUAACAAUA